Messenger RNA from Syngnathus typhle (broad-nosed pipefish), 2151 nucleotides. It is a transcript of the gene zc2hc1a, whose product is annotated as zinc finger, C2HC-type containing 1A. Bases 270 to 1316 code for a protein of 348 amino acids. The record is from RefSeq and is a predicted model, not a curated record. Lineage: Eukaryota; Metazoa; Chordata; Actinopteri; Syngnathiformes; Syngnathidae. The transcript is spliced from 8 exons.
ACCUGUAAAAGAAUGUUCCUCCCCAAAGUCCUGGAGAAGCAUGCCAAAAUCUGCCAAAAGUCAGCAUCCAAACGAAGGAAGGUCUUUGACUCCAGCAGGCAAAGAGCGGCUGGUACAGAUAUCCCAACUCUCAAACCCCUAAAACCAAAGGUAAGACUACACAAUAAGGGGUUAGCUUCAGUCCUCUCUGGCAAAGCAUCCUUGAACGAGAUGCUGCUUGUGAUGUCCUUGCAAUUUGAUAUCGAAUAGUGGGCCUUAUAUUGAUAUAUAUGCACAUAUUUGUCCAAAUAGCCUUUUCUUUUGUCAUACAUCUGGUUAAGAAGUCCUAUGUGGUAGUACUGAUGGAACAAUUCUGCACGCCUUCAGUAUCAGUCGCGCAUCUACAUCAACUCCACCUGUCACACUACUGCCACCAAGCGGUGAAAGUGUGCACAUCUCGAGGAAGCACUCCGCCAGAAACAUCCCUGUCCCAACAGUGCAAUCUUUUUUACACAGUGCCAUCAAUGGAAGUGAAUGUAAAAUGUCCAUUUAACCUUGAAGUCAUUCCUUUGUUUGAUGUACACAUUUGCAACAAAUGCAACUACUUUAUAUUUCAGUCACAAAGUUCAUCUGCUCAAAAAGCGGAGCCCCCAAAGAAGCCGUCCAACUGGCGCAAGAAACAUGAAGACUUCCUCGCAGUCCUCAAGGCAUCCAAAGCCAGCGCGAAGGCCAUGAAGGAAGGCGGACCUUUGCCCCCGCCUCCUGCUCCGACGUUUGACCCGGACCUAGUCAAGUGUCCUUAUUGUCAACGGAGGUUCAACGAAAAUUCGGCUCAAGGGCACAUUAAGUUCUGUCAGGAUCAGGCUUCCAGGAUGAGUAACAGAAACAAAAGCGAACCCAAGAAAGCUCCUGCUCGCACACAGUACAAGCCGCCUCCUCUUGUCAAGAAGGUCAACUCCGCAUCAUCAAGCAUCCCUUCGGCUUCCUCCCGUCUGCCUGCACGAUCAGGCCUUUCCCAGCCGACUGGAGUGCCUUCCAGUAAGACCUCCCCUGCAGCUUCAAUGAGGCCGAGCCCGAGCCCGAGCCCUUCUUCCGGUGUGGGGAUAAAGAACCGAGUCGUGAGUUCUGGAUACGGUUCUGUGAGAAACACUACGCCUGUAAGAGGACCACUCAAUAGGAAGAAAUUAGAGGACACUUGCAUAACGAGGGAUGAUGUCGAUGGCAGUGUGGGCAAUGGUGACGUAAAGAGCAAGUUUUGUCACUCGUGUGGGACCAGGUACCCCAUAGAAGCUGCAAAAUUCUGCUGUGAGUGUGGCAUCAGAAGGCUGUGUAUUUGAAAGAUGGCUUUCCCACUCAUGGUAAUGAGUCAACGCUAUUUUUUUUGCGCGGGUUUACAAUUUAGGUUUUCCAUGUAGAUCAGGGGUCUCAAAGUCAAUUUACCUGGGGGCCACUAGUGUGGGGUGAGGCUGGGCUGGCCGCAUUGGGUUUCUUUUAGGCUCGGGUAAAAACCUUUACAUCCCUGUUCUGAAAAUUAAACCACAGCUUUCCAAUUGUUCUGAACAGUGGCAUAUGUUUAGUUAAGUCACAAAAAGGGAUGAGGUGGGAAAAGUGUUAAGCGCGGGUUGAAUCAGUGGUGAGACACAAUCAUUUCCCCUUGUCGCUCAGUCCUCGCUCAAGCAUAACUGUAACUGCUUCUCAAUUUCAUCAUAGGAGAAUUUAGUCCCAUCAAUAAGUGCAAUCUCAUUUACCGACUUAGGAAAAUGUGCGUGUUAGGUGUUUUUUUUUUCUUUCUUUUCUUCCAAGCCCCUUUUGACUUUUAAUGCUGAUAUUUCACAAACGGUAGCAUUGUCUAUAAUGUUCCUUUUUUUUUUCCCAGCUAGUUAAUUUAAUUUCUUCCGUCCAUAUUUCAACUCCUUUUUACUGGGUGACUUUGGAGUUUGUUAAUAUUGUACCAAAAGUCAAUUCUGUUUUAUUUGCACAUGUACCUUGUGUUUCCCCCCCCCCUUUCAUUGAUUACAACAAAUAUUCAACUCUCAACAGAAUUGACUAUUCAAUCAAAUCACUGUGUUUCAAUUGAGGUAUUUAUCAGAAAUGUGUGUCACUGUGCAAGAGCGCACUCCAAAUAAAUAGUUGGACUUACUGUCAUGGAAAAAAACAUGACUUCCAAUUGAA